This is a messenger RNA of Musca vetustissima, 1797 nucleotides long. It is a transcript of the gene prt, whose product is annotated as synaptic vesicular amine transporter. The transcript has 9 exons. Bases 1 to 1797 code for a protein of 598 amino acids. Gene Ontology annotation, molecular function: serotonin:sodium:chloride symporter activity. Gene Ontology annotation, biological process: transmembrane transport; aminergic neurotransmitter loading into synaptic vesicle. Gene Ontology annotation, cellular component: synaptic vesicle membrane; terminal bouton. Lineage: Eukaryota; Metazoa; Arthropoda; Insecta; Diptera; Muscidae. The record is from RefSeq and is a predicted model, not a curated record.
AUGACUGAACCGGGUGAAAAUAUCAAAAAUAUGGAUACUACUGAAUCUCACCAGGCCUCAACACUUAAUCCGACCUACAAUCAACGCCGCACCUCAAGUCCAAAUUAUGGCACAUCAAAUCGCAGCAUGAUUGCGGUGAUUGUUUAUUUGGCCCUACUAUUGGAUAAUGUUCUGCUAACAGUUAUUGUGCCCAUUUUGCCCGAUUAUCUUGCUAACAUAAACAAUAGAACACUGGUGCUGCUGCCACCAACGGCAUAUCCAGUGACAGGAACAGGAAAAACAACUGGUUCACAGCCAAUUCAGCAUGUCAUGACAAAGCAUCCGAUACCGGGCAAAUCGAUGGUUAAUUUUUCACUAAUACAUUUGGCAACGGAUGAUAAUGGAAAAUUCUUGCUAUCGACAUCGUCGCUGACGACCGACCAACAACAAAGUAACAGUGGAAAUUCUUUAAAAUUGGGUUACAACAGCAACAGCAGCAGCAAUGCCAAAGAUAAAGGAUUAAGGGGACAUUCGCAGCAGCAGAAUGGCAACGAUGGUCGGAAGAACGAUGGCGCUGAUAAGGAGUUGUUGGAAAGUGAAAAUGGUUCUAUUGGUGUUCUGUUGGCCAUGAAGGCAUUGGUCCAAUUGAUAUUUAAUCCAAUUGUUGGAAAUCUCUCUAUAAAAUAUGGUUAUCGUUUGCCGAUAGUUAUGGGUACAUUUUUCCUGCUCAUCUCUUCGUUGGUUUUUGCUGUUGGUGAAACAUAUGGUACAUUGUUAAUUGCCCGUUCGGUUCAGGGUAUUGGAUCAGCUUGCAUUGGUGUAUGCGGCAUGAGUUUGGUGGCUCAGCACUAUCCCGAAGAAGAUCGUCGUUCCAAAAUAAUGGGUAUUAUAUUGGGUAGUAUUGCUUUGGGUGUCUUAUUGGGCUAUCCCUUCGGUGGGAUACUGUAUGACCUGUUUGGCAAAUCGGCACCAUUUAUAAUACUCUCAACUAUUAUUUUUAUUAAUUUGGGUUUACAACUUAUAACAAUGGAUUUAUCUGUACAAUCGGAGGCCGUUGUCGAUGUGGAUCAACAGCAAAAACCCAAAUGGAAACCAUUGCUUCAAUGUAAGAUGAUUUUGGCGAUUGUAAUUGCAAUAUGGUUUUCAACGUCGACCAUGGCAAUAUUGGAACCUUGUCUCCCCUUGUGGCUAAUGACUAAUUUGAAACCCAAUAAAUGGCAAUUGGGCACGGUUUUUAUACCAGAUUCGGUUGGUUAUUUUGUCGGUACAAACUUUUUUGGUUCCAUCGCCUAUAGAUUUGGCCAAAUCAAAGUGUCCUGUAUAUCGCUAUUGCUUGUGGGAAUAUCAUCGAUUUUGAUCCCCACAGCAACAACGGUGUCGCAAUUACUCUUACCGCAUUUUGGAUUGGGCUUGGGUAUUGGUAUAAUUGAUGCUGCGUUGGUGCCACUAUUGGCAACAUUUGUCGAUGCAACCUUAUCUUCGGCUGACGAUGAACAAAUGGAAACAACCGAUACACGAAGUACACAUUCUAUGUCUAGUUAUGGCAGCGUCUAUGCCAUACAACAGACAUCGGUGAGUUUGGCCUAUUGUUUGGCACCCCUAUUGGGCGGGGAGUUGGCUCAGGCAUUUGGUUUUGUUUGGUUAAUGCGAAUUGUGGGAAUUUUCAAUAUUAUCUAUGGUCCGAUAUUGGUGUAUCUCUACUAUAAAUAUGAUCCGAAGAUUUUGCGUGACAAACAACAUGAAAUGUUGCUAAGUGGUGGCAGUUAUGGCCGUGGUAGUAAAUAUAAACAACUGUAUAAUUCCGUUGACAAUGAAUAG